Molecule: messenger RNA, 8857 nt
Organism: Alosa sapidissima (American shad)
Lineage: Eukaryota; Metazoa; Chordata; Actinopteri; Clupeiformes; Clupeidae
Gene: aard
Product: ankyrin repeat domain-containing protein 26
Exons: 43
Coding region: 410-8107 (2565 amino acids)
Molecular function (GO): protein binding
Source: RefSeq, a predicted model, not a curated record
UAUAUCCAUAGUAUUUUGGCGAAAUGUACAACUAUAUGGAUAAUGACAAAAUAUAUAUAUAUAUAUAUAUAUAUAUAUAUCCUAAAACGCAACCGUAGCAUCUAUACAAGGGCUCUGAUAUAAGAAUGAUUAUAUCGCCAUCUAAUGGUGAGAAACAACUGAAACAAACAACGUGGGGAAAAACACAGGCCAACUUGCCAAGUACUUUACAUAACUUUGGAGAGAAGUUUUGUUUAUUAUUAUUAUUCUCCCAAUUUCAAAAUAACUUGGAUUAGGGCUACAUGGACGAGCAACUGUAACACGACAGGGGGAUGCGACAGACUCCUAAGGUGAUCAUCCCUCUGCACCCGAGUGUCAGGUAGAUUUCCUGCAAGGCGAUGCAGUCUUGCAGUCAGCGAAGUCUUGCACAAUGAAGAAAAUAUUCCAUUUCACCAAGAAGAAGAAAAGCUUCUCCCCCAAUGCAUCAGACACGACAAGUGUGUUAUCUGUCGGUUAUGAUUUAAAGGAGAAGGAUUUGGGGAAAGUGCACAAGGCUGCCGCGGCUGGUGAUGUAGUGAAGGUAAAACAGCUUGCGAAGAAAAAUGAUCUAAACCAGCUUGACAAAGAAAAUAGAACUGCACUUCAUAUUGCUUGUGUCAAUGGACAUGCAGAAGUGGUUCAGUUCCUGGUGGAGAGCAAAGUGAAACUUAACCUAUGUGACAAUCAAAACCGGUCCGCCUUGAUGAAGGCGGUGCAGUGCCAGCAGGAUCGUUGUGUUGCCAUCCUCCUUGAGCAUGAGGCUGACCCCAACCUCGUGGACAUCAAGGGGAGCACGGCGUUGCACCUGGCAGCGCGGAUCCCCUCACUCUCCGUCGCCGUCCUGCUUCUGGAGCACGAGGCCAACAUCAACGCACAGAAUAAGGAUGGAAACACUCCGUUGAUUCUGUCUGUGGAGGAGAACCAUCCUGAGAUGGCAGAGCUCCUUCUGAAGGAGGGUGCUGAUGUUGACCUCAUCAACUUGGAGCACAGGUCAGCUUUGAUGAUGGCCUCUUGCAAUGGACAAAUUAGUAUGGUUCGUCUACUCCUGCAAUACAAUGCUGAUAUCACAAUAAAGGAUGAUAAAGGGUGGACAUCUGAUGACUAUGCAGUAAUGAAUGGACAUCAUGCAUGCUCACAUUUGAUCAUUGAACAUGGGACAAAACACAAGUAUGAACAAUCUCCCUCCCACCACAACACUAGUAAAAAGAAACGAUCUGUGCUGGGUAGUGUAUCUGGCGACAUGGAGGCAGGCUUUUCAUUAGGUGGCCCAGCCACCGACAAAGAUGAGCUCCAGUUGUCAGGAGCAAUGGCAGCAGGGAGAGAUAUUGAAGACAACUCUCAAACUGACUCCAUCAGUAGAGCAUCAAAAAGCGGCCCUGCUGACUCAUGGCCAUCUUCAGAUGAAGAUGACGCAUUGGAUCUUAGUCCAAAGAAACCUGAAAAGGUUAACCUUAAGAAACUCCUGAGUGCCUCGAAGAAAGACCACACUGAAGUGUUGGCAGAUCCUGACAAAUUGUGGAGUGGGGAUGAGUCUGAGCAUGGGAGCCUAGAUGGAGCGGAAAGAAACCCACCUCUCCUCAGGGCCCCCCUGCUGAACAGCACUCCCAAGCACCCAGUAGCACCCUCUCCCUUUUCCAAACCUCCCCAGAUGACCUCUUUCCCUGUCAACCAAUCCCAAAAGGAAAAUGUGUCCGUGGAUGAGGAUGAUGAUGAUGAUGAUGAUGAUGGAGAAGAAGAGGAGGAAGAUGAGGAGGAGGAAGAAGAAGAUGGAGAUAAGUCAAACCCUGAGGAAGAGACUGAAACUCGACAUGGUACCGACACUUCAGUGAUGAAGAAUAAAGCCUCUCCAAAACCCCAACAGAGAGAUUUUCUGUCUGAGUUGGGUUUGGAAAAAGGAGAUGGAGAUGAUGAUUCUCCCUGGGACUCUGAGUCUGCCUCCGAGAGUCCAAGGAAACAACAUGGCCGCGGUCCCACCGCUCCUGCCAAGGCACACAGCACCAUGUCCAAUAUUUCAGGGAAUAGUGAAGACCUGUUAUACAUUCCCUCUUUCAUUAGAGAAUCAAGGAAUAGUUAUCUAAACACAUGGGGAGGUAUAGGCAGGCCUGCAAGGAGGAGGGAAAAGGAGUCGAGGGGAGGGCAUGAAAAUGUCAACGAGGAAGACAAAUGUGAAGGUACUGAGGAUACAGUGCCAGUUUGUCCUCAGCAACCUGCUGUGAUGAGGAGAGAGACUGUCUCUGUGCUAAGUAAGCUAAUGGACGCUAAAGGACAAUCAGACACAAAAACGGACCUUAUGGAAGAACUUGGACUUGGAGAUGUGGAUGAUCUAGAGGAUGGUUCCGACUGGGACUCUGCCAGCACUGCUAGUAAGGCCAGCCCAUCUUACCGGUUGGAUGAGGAACCGGAGCGGGAUACUUCCUCCAUCCCAGUACUAUCUGUUCUGCAGGAGCAGGAUCCGGGCCCUCCUGGUCCAGGAGAAGUGCACAGAAGCCUAACCCCUGAGAAAAGGAGAGCCUCUCCAUCUGCAACCUCACCACUGCCCAGUCCACGUCUUCGUAGUACCCUCUCUCCCCUUCGGCCCAAACCACAGAUUCACACCCUGAAGCCAGCUUCCCCCAGGCCUGAAAGUGAAGAGGGGUCUGACUGGGAUUCUGAAAGCUCUGCUGCUACCAGUCCAACAAAGACGGCAAAGCCACUGCCAAAAACCGUAAACACAGAUGCAGUAUUGACACCAGCAUUUCGUGAGCCUUCACCAGUGGAAGAAGGGACCAGUGAUGUUAGGAUUGAAGAAAAUCCUGAACAGGAUACAGAUGCAUUAUAUGCAUCAGAUUUUGGUCUAAAUCUAAGCCAGUGCCAGCUUCCUCCAAUGGUCUCCCAAACUGGUGGGGAGGAGGAAGAUCUGCAAGAUGCAUUCUGGGAAAAAAACUAUGAAAAGAUUUGGGUGGAGUUUGAAAAACGAGAAACAAAAUCACAGUACAAAAAUGUGGCUGCUGAGUUAAAAGAGAUGUUUGGCGAACUGACUCCAAACGAAUCUGGGAGUCCUGAGGGAUGUGCUGCGAAAGACAAACAACAAGAAAAAGACAUGGCACCUAGUACACCCAAAUCAGAAGUGUCCAUUGUGGAGGGGGAGGAGGAAUGUAAGGAAGAUGCCCCUGGUCAGACUCUAGAAGGAGAAGGGAACAAGAAGGAACGAGAGGGGAUUGUGAAGAAGGAUCUGAAACAUGUGGCUGUGGCAGAACAUGAACCUGAGAAUGAAGUCCGAGCACCCAUAGAGGUCCCGUCAGCAGAUGAGCCCGGUGAACUUGAGGAUGAGUCAGAAAAUAAGCCCGCAGUGGUGGUCAGAACUGUAGAAGAGGAGCCAAGUGAGGAGGAAGAUGAGAUUAUGAAAGAGGUAGCAACUUCAGCUGUGAAUGCCGAAGAGACUGAGGAGGUUGAAGUCAGAGUCAGUCCUGCUGCAGAGGACUCCAGUGAUGAGGAUGAUGAUGAUGAUGAUGAAGUAGUGAUCACAAGGCCCAUAGCCAGAGCGAGAAGCAUCAUGCUCCACCCCAUUCCUGAACAGAGGGAGUCCUCUGGGCAAGAGGACUCACAGUCCGAGGAGUCCCCUCGCCCUUUACAACCUCCUGAGAAGGAGGUCUGCAAGGAUGUAGGGGAGGAAGCUCUUACCAAAGCCCCAGUAGAAGACCGAGAGAUCAGUCUGCUGUCCCCAGAUCCUCCAAGAUAUACCCUUGAGGCUGAAUCAGAGGUGCAUCACACAAACCAAAGUGAUGGGGAUAGGACGGUGAAGCCUAGAUCACAGCCGCACAACGAUGACUUUAUUUUGGCCAAAAGUGAGAGUAAAGCAAAUCGUGCCUCAAGCAGAGCAACUCCUAGUCAGGUCAUCCACAGGUCAUCCACACAAAACUCUGUGGAAUACCGAAGCAGACAAACCUUAGAGACUGACAGGAAGAAUAGUGGGCCCCGCCAAGAGGUUCCCCAAAUUGUGCACUCUACCAGUUCACUCCGCCCCUCGACUCCUUCCCGCCUUUCAGAAGAAGAGCUGCAAUUGGACCUGCAGAGGUUCAAACACAAGACUUCUGAAGAGUUUAAAGCUAUGGUGGAGGAGAAUAAUACUUCUAUCCUGAAAGAUCCUGUGAAGGGAUCAAAUGCACAACAUGAACAUGACCUGGAAAAGGGGAUGAAAUUUAAAACCAACCCUGGAAACCCAAAACCUCAGCAAGAAGGAGCAGCAGGAAAUCCAAGGGAGCACGAGUUUAAAAUAAGGGACAGUGUUGCGCAAAAACUUCAGACUUCAACAACAAAAAGUCCAAGGAGCACUGGCAGGUCCCCAGCACAGGAGGAGCAGCCUGGUGGCGGUGCAGAGGAGGAGCAGGAGCUCAAGGCUCUAGGUAGUCAGGGGAGCCCGGAGGGGCAUGCAAUGGAGCAGGCCAGGGCUCUGCAGCACACAGCACACUUAAAUGGAGACCGCCUGUCUGUGUUUGAUGAUAGUACUUUAAGUGAGGUGUCGGAAGAUGAAGGAAGGUCACCACUUCCAGCACAGAACAUCAAGAGUGCCGGUGAAGUGGACAUGGCAGAUGACUUGGAUGACCUCACUCAGUCCUCAGACACAGGCACUGAGGAGUUGGACUCCCCCUCGUCUGGGUACCGCCAUGCGUCUAUGCUCAUCAAACAACUCGAUUCCACUUCUAUAGACUCUGUGAGCAUGGUGAAGCUGCAGAACAUGUUCCAGGAGUACGAGCACACCAUCCACCGGGAGCGCAGUCGCCACAGCCGGCUGGCCGAGAAGAUGAGUCAGCUGGAGCAGGAGCGCACUGAACUCCGCCUCUUGCUGGAGGAGACCCGGGACAGUCAGUCCAACCUGGUGCACCUCAAAAUGGAGCUGGAGACCGAGCUCAACAACCUCAGAUUUUUGCUGAAGCAGGAGCAGGAGAAGCACCACAACGCCUCCAUGUUGUAUGACAAGACGCGCGAGCAGCUGCGUCGCAAGGAGGAGCAGCAGAGGCUGGAGGAGGAGCAGAAGCAGAAAGUGGAGCUCACCAUCCGCAACCUGGAGCUGGAGAAACGCACUCUUAUCAACAGCAUGAAACAGCUGGAGGAUGACCGUAACGAGGCCCAGAGGCAGCUGGCUCAGGAGCGGAGCACUCGCGCUCUCCAGGAGGAGAUGCUCAACAGCCACCGCCGCAAGCAGCAGGAGAUCGAGGAGGAGAACCGCAAGAACGUCGUCCAAAGCAAAGAGGUGUUGUCCCAGCUGACGGAGGCCAGUGAUCGUGAGCGGGAGAUGAUGACGCAGGUGGGCGCGCUGCAGGAGGAGCUGCUGACCCUGCGGGCGGAGCUGGAGCGCGAGCAGGCCAGCAGCCGGCAGGAGGAGGGCCGUCUGUCGGAGGAGGGUGAGGCGCUGCGCGAGCGCCUGGAGGACACGCGCCGCGACCUGAAGCUCAGCGAGGAGGCGCUGGCCCAGGCCGUCUUCCAGUACAACGGGCAGCUGAGCGCCCUCAAGGCCGAGUGCCAGGUGACCGCCGGCCGCCUGGAGCAGGAGCGGACGUCGCGGCAGCAGCUGGAGACGGAGGCGGAGUCGGUGCGCGUGCGUUUGUCCGGCGCGCUCCAGGAGGUGGAGCGGUGCCAGGCGGCGCGGGCCGAGGCCGAGCGGGCGCUGCAGCGGGAGCGCGAGGAGCGCCAGCGGGCGCUGGAGAAGCGCGCCGGCGAGACGGGCGCCCACCGCGACACGGUGCACGAGCUCUCCCAGAAGCUGGGCCAGGCGGAGGCGCGCGCCAACAGCCUGGAGACCGAGUGCCACCGCGCCACGCUGGCGCUCACCGAAAAGGGCCUGCUGCUGGACACAGCGGCGCGGGAGCGCGAGCAAGCACUGGUGCGUCUACGCGAGGCAGAGGCGGCGCUGCAGGCCGAGAGGGAGCAGGCCACGCGGGCCGGCGCCCGCCAAGAGGCCACGCAGGAGAGGCUGGCCCAGGCACAGAGCGAGGGCGCGUUGCUCCGCCAGCAGCUGGAGGAGGUGCAGAGCAAGGGCAUGGUCAAGGAGCGGGCAGUGACAGACGCACAGGAGCGCUUUAGCGACAUUCUGGACAAGCUGCGCUCGGACUGUGAGGAGAGGGUGCAGUUGAUUGAAGAGAGGAGCAAAGAGCUGGCUGAGAAGAACGCUGACCUUCGAGACCAGAACCACAAACUGGACCAGGAGAAGGCCGACAGAGAGACCGCUCUAAGGCAGUUGCAACAGGAGUUGGCUGACUCAUUGAAAAAGCUGUCAAUGUGUGAGGCAUCACUUGAGGUCAACACACGUUAUCGCAGCGACCUAGAAGAGGAGAAGGCGCGCACCUUGAAAGACAUGGACCGACUGAAGACCAAGCUUCAGGAAAGUGAAGACCAGUUUGUGCAGGCUGAACGGCGCAUCAACAGCCUGAAGUGCAGCCUGGACGAGAAGGAGCGCGAGGUGAUCGCCUCAUCACAGAAACUCCAGGAGGUGCUGUCCGCCUCAGCUGCCUCGGAGAAGACCAUCAAGCAGCUGGAGGAGGCCAUGCAGAGGCUGGAGAUUGACAAUGCCAGGCUUGAGGCGGCCGCCAAGCAGCAGUCCAAUCGCCUCGAGGUGCUACAGAAAGGAACCCAAGAAGCUGCAGCGCCACCAGACUCUUCAGCAGGAGGAGGGGUACGAACUCGCUUGGAGGAUCUUGUGACAAAUCUGCAGAGCAGCAAGAUGACCUUGGAGGACCAACUUAACCGUGAGGUACAGAAGCAGAGUCUGCUGAGCCAUACUGUCCAGGACUCGCAGGCUCUGUGGGAGGAGGAACUGAAGAGCCGCUCGCGAAUUGGCAUCCGACUAGCGGAGCUGGAGAAGGAGAAAGGAGAGCUCAGCACCCAGAUGGAGCUGGAGAGGAAGAAGGCCAAGAAGAUUGGUGAGCAGAAAAAGUCUGUGGAUACCCGGCUGGAGCAGGAGAUGAAGAGAAACACCGAACUCCAGAAAGAAAUGUACAGGCUGAAGACGUUGGUAAAGACUGCUAAGAAGAAGCUGCGAGAGCAGGAUGGUGGAGAGCUGGCCUCCCCUCUCACGUCUCUCAGGGGGGACCUGGGCCAGAGGCAGUCGGACACCGAGUCCGCCAUCAGCCGCAUGAAGGCCAAGGUGGACGAGCUUCAGCUGCAGCUGGAGAAGGAGGCGUCGCGCUGCAGCCGCCUGGAGCAGGUGAACGGGGAGCUGAAGGAGCAGCUGGCCGCGCUGAAGGGCCUGAGCCGCAGUCACGAGCGGCUGGAGCGUAGCAAGCGGCAGCUGGAGGAGGAGCUGUCCGGCCUGCGGCGCCAGGUGGAGAGCGGUGUCAUGGACCAGAGCCAGGCCGAGCAGUACCGCCGCGAGACAGAGGAUCGCGCCCGCCAGGAGAUCCGUCACAAGCUGGAGGAGGUCAACCUCUUUCUGCAGACCCAGGCCGCCUCUCAGGAAGCUCUGGAACAAAUCAAGGCCGCCAACGAGGCCAGCCAGCGGACACAGCUGGAGCAGCGCAUCAAGGAGCUGGAAGUGGAGCUGGCGCGCACGCGGAGCACCCAGCAGGACAGCGCUAUGCAGCGCGAGUCCAGCCGCGCCGAGCUCGAGCGCUACCGCCAACUCUACGCUGACGAGCUGCGUCUGCGCAAGUCCCUGGCGGCCAAGCUGGAUCGAUGUAAUGAGCGUCUGGCGGAGGCCAACACCAAGCUCCUGAGCGAGCGGCACCGGAGCAAGUCCCUCAUCGCCAGCAGCAUAGUGAACGGCAGCCUGGGGGCCCCCUCGGUGGAGGUGGGCUCUCUUGGGUCACUGGGGGCCUAUGGGGGCACCCUGGGGCCCCUCAAUAGGAGCCUGGGGUUGGGGGGGACCCUGCUGGGCACCGUAGAUCCCCAGACCAGCCGAGUAGAAGCUUAUCUGGCUAAGAUGCAGAGUGAAUUGGAGAAAAACAUAUCAAAGGAGUUGGACCAUGCGACCGCAGAGCUGGACGGAGCUUCGCCACGCCUGUCCCCCGUGGGCUCGGCCUGUGGCUCCCAGAAGAGCCUGGCGCUGGACCAGGACCCUGUGAGCAGAGCCACGCAGCAGUACCUGGAGGUGCUCAAGAAGAACUACAUGAUCUGACACCCCCUUGAGAUUCUUGUUUACACGCGCGCACACACACACACACACACACACACACACACACACACACACACACACACACACACAACCAACCAACUACAGACAAGGCCAAAGCCUAGCUGCCCAUUGCCACUACAUUUCCUUUUGUACGUGUGUGGUUAUUUAUUCCGGCUUUUACACAAGAGGAUGAGAAAAAGAUGAUGCACAUUGCACUUAAAAUGCUCAGGAGCAAAGGGUGAAAUGGAGUUAUGUUUAGUGUAUUGUCUGUGAAGCCAUAUUUUAAAAACUGCUAUGGGUACGUGUGGAGUUGAACUCCUGAUGCUUUCAUUAUAUUUUUAUUUGACCUGUGAUGGUAAUUAUGGUUGUCUUUUGAUGUGGUUGUGUAAAAUCUUAUUUGUUUUUUGUAGUAAAUAUGAGUAUUAUAAGUGUACCAUACAUAUUAAUGCCAAGUUACCAAUCAUAUUUGGGACUUAAUUUGUUAUGGUGCAAUAUAUUUUUUGUCUAGUGAGUUGGUGUUAUGGUCAAGAAAAAAACAAUCUGAAAACGCCUGUUUUUUGUAAAAACAGAAGAUAUACUUGAAUGAGACAUGACUAGAUCAUCUGGUUAUCCAGGGUACUAUAAGCUGUUACUGUAAUUCUAUAUUUGGACUAAAUAUUGAUGCCUAUCAUUAAACUUCACUAAAUCCUGAGCUCUUCAGUAUUUUAGAGUGUGGAGUAUUAAGCAGUCUAAUAAAGAUAUACUUUACAGAAA